Molecule: messenger RNA, 682 nt
Organism: Zea mays
Lineage: Eukaryota; Viridiplantae; Streptophyta; Magnoliopsida; Poales; Poaceae
Exons: 6
Coding region: 121-513 (130 amino acids)
Cellular component (GO): cytoplasm; nucleus
Molecular function (GO): protein-folding chaperone binding; protein folding chaperone
Source: RefSeq, marked provisional
ACAGAGUACCGCUGCGCGAGUCGUGACCUUCCCGACGUGCGUGACGCCUAACCAAGCCCCGCACCGCCCCGCCCGCCCCCGCCCCCGCCCCGCCGCAGGAGACGGGGUCGGCACGGGGCGAUGAGGAGCAGCGAGGCCAUGGAGCUCCUGGGCUUCCCUCCCUACUCCAGGCCCUCCCCUUCCGAGGUGAAGGCUGCGUAUAGAAGAAUGGUGAUGGAGUCCCAUCCUGAUCGUGUCCCAACGCAUCUGAAAUCGCAGGCUGAGUCAAAAUUCAAGGAGAUAGCAGAAGCAUAUUCUUGUUUGAAGGACGGAAGAAGAUCAGGGAGUAGGAUGGAAGUUCAUGUUAUGCGUUCUGGUGUUCCAACUAGCCACGGAAGAUCAAAUAGAACGUUGGUUAAAGCCCCGUUUCUACUCAUAAUGUUUGCAGCAGUUUCUUUUGGCGCCUUCAGCGCAUCAAGAGCGUAUCAACGGCAAAAGGAACUGUGUUCCUCUCAGAACCCAUUUCUACCAUAGAGGAAGACGGUGGGCUCUGUCCAUGUUCAUAGGCGAGAAGAGCUUCUUGCUACGUUGUAUACAGAUGUAAAACAAUCACACCAUCCUGAAUAAACGUGCCAACCUGUGCCUUCUAACUUUGUUGUUUCAGACUUUCCAAACAUGUAAAAUCACUUUUGUAUUGGUUUCC